This is a messenger RNA of Notechis scutatus (mainland tiger snake), 609 nucleotides long. Lineage: Eukaryota; Metazoa; Chordata; Lepidosauria; Squamata; Elapidae. The record is from RefSeq and is a predicted model, not a curated record.
GAUUACGUAAUCGCUACGCGCCGGCUGGAGGGCAGGUUCAAGAUGGCGGCGGGUCCACUCCGAGGUUUUGUCCGGUGUGUGUGGCGGCUGGAAGCCGGCCGGUUGUCGGCACCUCCACAACGAGGCUUCCGGUCGUCUGGGCCUGCUGCUGUUCAGGUACGGGAGGUCGAGCGAAUUGUUAAGGAAAGAUUAAGAACCCAUAUAACCUUAGCGGCUCACUCAAGAUCUGUUGGCCACUGUCUCGAAGCAGCUGCUGUCCUUGCCAAAGAUGGAGUGGAAUGUGAGGUUAUAAACCUUCGUAGUAUUCGGCCGUUGGAUAUUGAAACUAUUGAAACUAGCAUCAUGAAGACCAAUAAUUUUGUAACGGUAGAAGGUGGCUGGCCCCAGUUUGGGGUGGGAGCUGAAAUCUGUGCCAGAAUUAUGGAAGGUCCUGCUUUCAAUCAUCUGGAUGCACCCGUGGUUCGUGUCACAGGUGCCGAUGUGCCAAUGCCUUAUGCAAAGAUCUUGGAGGAAAACUGCAUACCCCAAGUAAAGGACAUAAUAGUUGCUGUGAAAAAGACGCUCAAUGUCUAGAUCUUGUGUGAAAAUUCUGUUCGGGAAUUUAUCUUU